Molecule: messenger RNA, 888 nt
Organism: Lindgomyces ingoldianus
Lineage: Eukaryota; Fungi; Ascomycota; Dothideomycetes; Pleosporales; Lindgomycetaceae
Exons: 11
Coding region: 1-888 (295 amino acids)
Source: RefSeq, a predicted model, not a curated record
AUGCUCUCUUCGGGCAGGAACCAUGCCAAACCUAAAAGAGCCCCUUCUUUCCCCUCAUUCUCUGUCGUUCAAGUUCAGAGGACACUCGCUCAGUCAACAUCGACAUUAGGCUCUCCAAUCUUCACAAACACUCUCCAUCCCUCUUCGGCAUCGGUGCGACUGAUCGACAUGCGGGAUUUUGUUCAGAAUUCCUUCGUGAAUCCAGGAACCAGGUCCAAUAAAUUAGCCUCAUCAAAACGGUACUCGGGACGCGUCGCCAUUAAUGAUAGCAGAACAUUCUGCUUCUUCGGUGGCUAUCGCCUGGCUGAACGGCAAGGAGGGUGGCUAAUCUAUAUCAUAUUAAUGGCUGGCUCGCGAAGAUGGGUGAAAACCAAACAACAAAAUUCAUGUCAAACCACCAAUACGAACUCGGCGCACAUGCUCAUAUUUCGCUUCGAGUACGGCUUUCAAUAUGGAGGGGGUAUCUCUUGCAUUCUCGCCUGGACGAGAAAGCUGCAUACGGCCCGAUCGCCCAAACUCCCUUUCAACUUCCUGAUUCUUCCGUACGAAGUACUAUAUUCCUACCAAUACAUGCCCUUCUACUGGUUUCCUAGAAUCGAUAGAGAUCGGGUGUACCCAUAUGAUGGCACAUGUUCCUUUGAUACUCAGUCUUCUGUUACGCAUGCUGGAGCGGGGGAUAUUCGCUUUGCCCGGUACACGGGACACUGGUUUAAUGUCAGAUUACCUGGAACUGUGGCGUACCGAACUUAUUCCACCCAACCAUAUCCUGAGAAUAGAUCAUUCCAGCAUGCACUUUCAUUUAUCCACGGUAUCGCAACGAAGAGCCGAAAAUCCUUGCAUAUAACUAGGAUCGAGGCCUUCCAUGGUCUGCUUCAAUUGCAAUCUUAG